AGCGGCCGCACUUCUGACUCCCGGCGGUCGCGGUGCGGAAGGUCGCGGGGCACCCGGGCGCCACCGGUCGCCCUCGGGUCCACCACCUGAAGCCUUGGGGCUGCCUGGCACCGGGGAGGAUGGACAGCCGGCUGAUCUGCACGCUGUGACUUAGCUGCUGCAGUCGCCGCGGGGACCACUUCCGAGCCCGCGAAGUCCGGGAGGCGAGGCGCGCGGGGAGCGAAGGCGCUGCAAACUUGUCCCGCUCUGCAGCGCGGAGCUGCGGCCCCAGAACUUCGGCGGCCAGGGGUUCCGCAGACUUCCUGCGGCCACGAGUUGCAGGAAGGGGCGCCAGCGGCACCCCCUUCCUCGGCUCAGUCUCAGAGAGGCGCUCGCAGGAGAGACCGGGAGCGCAGCGGGCAGCCGCCCCCUCGGAGUCGUGGUUCUUGGCUGCAAAGUUGCGGAGGAUCAGAGGCUGCCCAACUGCAGAAAGACCCCAGGAGAGGACGGUCCCCAACUGCUACCUCCCCGCAGCCUUAGUAGUUUCUGUGGUUCCAGAGAGCAGCUAGCGCCAGACGGGGGCGCGGCCCUGUGCGCGAGGGUUUAGGGUCUCGGCUGCGGAGCUGGGCGCGCUUCAAGGCCGCCUGACCGCCCCCAGCCUCCAGCCCUGCUCCGCCGCGACUCCCGGCUGCUCGCAUUUGGAGGAAAAGAGAAAGCCGAGUCAGUGCCCCAGCAAUCGGGUAUAAGGAGCCAGCAUUUAGAGCCAAAGAUUGUCCAGAGCCCUUUCCUACUUGAGAGGCGCUGCAGGCGAGGCCGGGCCAGAUAGUCGGGGGGGAUUAGCAAGCCCUCUCUUCCGGCGGGAUGGAAGCCCGCAGGCUCCUGUGGCGGCUGCUGCUGCUGCCGCUGCUCUGGGCACCAGCAUGGGGCUCAAGGACCGGCCAGCGAGCGGGCUCCUUGCCUGGGGGGCCAGCGCUGCAGCCCCGGGAGCCGCUCAGCUACUCGCGCCUGCAGAGGAAAAGCCUGGCGGUGGACUUCGUGGUGCCAUCGCUCUUCCGCGUCUAUGCCCGGGACCUGCUGCUGCCGCCGCCGCCGCCGCCGGUGCGCUCGGAGGUGAAGGCCAGCCGGCCAGAGGCGCGCGGCUCGCUGGCCCUGGACUGCGUCCCUCUGCUGGGGCUGCUGGCACCACCGGGAUUCUCCGCUUCACCCGCCCCAGCGAGGACGCUGUCCAGGGUGCUGAAGGGCGGCUCUGUCCGCAAGCUCCGACGCGCCAAGCAGCUGGUGUUGGAGCUGGGGGAGGAGGCGAUCCUGGAGGGCUGCCUUGGGCCCCCGGAGGAGGCAGCUGCGGGGCUGCUUCAGUUCAACCUCAGCGAGCUGUUUAGCUGGUGGAUUCACCACGGUGAAGGGCGGCUGAGGAUCCGCCUGAUGCCUGAGAAGAAGGCAUCAGAAGUGGGCAGAGAGGGAAGACUGUCCGCUGCGAUCCGCGCCUCUCAGCCCCACCUGCUUUUCCAGAUCCUCGGGACCGGUCAGAAAUCUUUGGAGUCACCCACAAAUAUACCUUCUCCACCUCCUGAUUCUUUUGUAUGGAAUCUGACCUGGAUAAUGAAGGAUUCUUUUCCUUUCCUUUCUCAUCGCAGCCGAUAUGGGCUGGAGUGCAGCUUUGACUUCCCCUGUGAGCUGGAGUACUCACCGCCACUGCACAACCUCAGGAACCAGACCUGGUCUUGGCGCCGCGUCUCCUCUGAGGAGGCCUCUCAGAUAGACCUGCUGGAUGGGCCCGAGGCAGAGCACUCCAAGGAGAUGCCCAGAGGCUCUUUCCUCCUUCUCAACACCUCGGCCAACUCCAAGCACACCAUCCUGAGCCCCUGGAUGCGGAGCAGCAGUGAGCACUGCCGGCUGGCCGUGUCAGUGCACCGCCACCUGCAGCCCACCGGGAGGUAUGUGGCCCAGCUGCUGCCCCACAACGAGGCCGGGAGAGAGAUCCUGCUGGUGCCCACACCAGGGAAGCAUGGGUGGACUGUGCUGCAGGGAAGAAUCGGGCGCCCAGAGAAUCCGUUCCGAGUGGCCCUGGAAUACAUCUCCAGUGGGAACCGCAGCUUGUCCGCAGUGAACUUCUUUGCCCUGAAGAACUGCAGUGAAGGCACUUCCCCAGGAUCCAAGAUGGCCUUGCAGAGCUCCUUCACCUGCCGGAAUGGGACAGUCCUCCAGCUUGGGCAGGCCUGCAACUUCCACCAGGACUGCGCCCAGGGAGAGGAUGAGGGCCAGCUGUGCAGUAACCUCCCUGAUGGUUUUUACUGCAACUUUGAGAACGGUUUCUGCGGCUGGAUGCAAGGGCCCCUCUCGCCCCCCAUUCCCCGGUGGCAGGUCCGGACCCUAAAGGACGCCCGGUUCCAGAACCACCCAGGCCACGUCCUACUGCUCAACACGAACGAUGUCCCUACUUUCAAAAGGGCCACGGUGACCAGCGUGACUUUCCCCGCGCCCAUGAGGAACUCUCCAUGUGAGCUCCGCAUGUCCUGGCUCAUCCGUGGAGCCCUGCGGGGAAACCUGUCUCUGGAGCUGGUGGACAACAAGACCGGAAAGGAGCAGAGCAGGCUGCUUUGGCAGGUCACCACUGACGAGGGCCUGAGCCUGUGGCAGUGGACCGUGCUGCCCCUCCUCGAGGUGGCUGACAGGUUCUGGCUGCAGAUCGUUGCCUGGUGGGGACCAGGCUCCAGGGCCACCGUGGCUUUUGACAACAUCUCCAUCAGCCUGGACUGCUACCUCACCAUCAGCGGGGAGGACAAGGUACCCCAGGACGCAGAACCCAGAUCGCGAAACCUGUUCGAAAGAAACCCGUACAAGGAGCCCAGGCCAGGGGAGAACACCCCCACUGGGAGCCCUACCUUCGACCCUACAGGUGAGCUCCCACUGGGGUCUGAGCAGAGCUCAAAAGGAAUGCCAAGGCCUGCCUGUACUCCCCUAGUUUCUUUCAGAGCUGGGUCCUGGGGCUACGGUGCACCCAGCCACGGCCCGCUGCCCAGCAUCUCGGGCUACGGCGCAGCCGGUGGCAAGGGCGGAAAGAACACCAUGAUGCGCUCCCAUGGCGUGUCCGUGCUGGGCAUCUUCAACCUGGAGAAGGAUGACACGCUCUACAUCCUGGUGGGGCAGCAGGGGGAAGACGCCUGCCCAAGCACAAACCGACUGAUCCAGAAAGUCUGCAUCGGCGAGAACAAUGUGAUAGAAGAAGAGAUCCGCGUGAACAGAAGCGUGCACGAGUGGGCGGGAGGGGGCGGCGGAGGGGGCGGUGCCACCUACGUGUUCAAGAUGAAGGAUGGCGUCCCAGUGCCCCUGAUCAUUGCAGCGGGUGGAGGUGGCAGGGCCUAUGGGGCCAAGACAGACACCUUCCACCAAGAGAGACUGGAAAACAACUCCUCCGUUCUCGGGCUCAAUGGCAAUUCCGGAGCCGCAGGUGGUGGAGGUGGCUGGAAUGAUAACACUUCCUUGCUCUGGUCUGGAAAGUCUCUGCUGGAGGGGGCAACCGGAGGCCAUUCCUGCCCCCAGGCCAUGAAGAAGUGGGGGUGGGAGACAAGAGGGGGUUUCGGAGGGGGUGGAGGGGGGUGCUCCUCUGGUGGAGGAGGCGGAGGAUAUAUAGGCGGCAACGCGGCCUCUAGCAACGAUCCCGAGAUGGAUGGGGAGGACGGGGUCUCCUUCAUCAGCCCACUGGGCGUCCUCUACACCCCGGCUCUGAAAGUGAUGGAGGGCCACGGGGAAGUGAACAUUAAGCAUUAUCUAAACUGCAGCCACUGUGAGGUGGAUGAGUGCCACCUGGACCCUGAGAGCCACAAGGUCAUCUGCUUCUGCGACCAUGGGACCGUGCUGGCAGAGGACGGUGUCUCCUGUGUGGUGUCGCCCACCCCGGAGCCCCACCUGCCACUGUCACUCAUCCUCUCGGUGGUGACCUCCGCCCUGGUGGCUGCUCUUGUCCUGGCUUUCUCUGGCAUCAUGAUUGUGUACAGGCGGAAGCAUCAGGAGCUGCAGGCCAUGCAGAUGGAGCUGCAGAGCCCCGAGUACAAGCUGAGCAAGCUGCGCACCUCCACCAUCAUGAGCGACUACAACCCCAACUACUGCUUCGCAGGCAAGACCUCCUCCAUCAGCGACCUCAAGGAGGUGCCCCGGAAGAACAUCGCCCUGCUCCGGGGCCUGGGCCAUGGUGCCUUCGGGGAGGUGUACGAAGGCCAGGUGUCUGGCACGCCGGGGGACCCCAGCCCCCUGCAGGUGGCCGUGAAGACGCUGCCUGAGGUGUGUUCCGAACAGGACGAGCUGGACUUCCUCAUGGAGGCCCUGAUCAUCAGCAAAUUCAACCACCAGAACAUUGUGCGCUGCAUCGGCGUGAGUCUGCAGGCCCUGCCCCGCUUCAUCCUGCUGGAGCUCAUGGCGGGCGGUGACCUCAAGUCCUUCCUGCGGGAGACCCGCCCUCGUCCAAGCCAGCCCUCCUCACUGGCCAUGCUGGACCUUCUGCAUGUGGCUCGGGACAUCGCCUGUGGCUGCCAGUACCUGGAGGAGAACCACUUCAUCCACCGGGACAUUGCUGCCAGGAACUGCCUCCUGACCUGUCCUGGCCCCGGCAGAGUGGCCAAGAUUGGGGACUUUGGAAUGGCCCGGGACAUCUACCGAGCCAGCUACUACCGCAAGGGCGGCUGUGCCAUGCUGCCGGUCAAGUGGAUGCCCCCGGAGGCCUUCAUGGAGGGAAUAUUCACCUCUAAGACAGACACGUGGUCUUUUGGCGUGCUGCUCUGGGAGAUAUUUUCUCUUGGAUACAUGCCGUACCCCAGCAAAAGCAACCAGGAAGUCCUGGAGUUUGUCACCAGUGGAGGACGGAUGGACCCACCUAAGAACUGCCCUGGGCCUGUAUACCGGAUAAUGACUCAGUGCUGGCAGCAUCAGCCUGAAGACAGACCCAACUUUGCCAUAAUUUUGGAGAGGAUUGAAUACUGCACCCAGGACCCCGAUGUUAUCAACACUGCUUUGCCAAUAGAGUAUGGCCCUCUGGUGGAGGAAGAAGAGAAGGUGCCCAUGAGGCCCAAGGACCCUGAGGGGAUAACCCCCCUCCUCGUGGCUCCUCCCCAGGGGAAGCAGGGAGAAGUACAGGGCUCUGCCGCCCAGGCCCCUCUGCAGGCCACAUCCUCCGGCAAAGCCCCGAAGAAGCCCGCGGCCGGGAGCUCUGUGCGGGUCCCCAGAGGGCCAGCUGUGGAUGGCGGACACGUGAACAUGGCUUUCUCUCAGUCCAACCCGCCCUCAGAGCUGCACAAAGCCCAGGGGUCCAGAAACAAACCCACCAGCCUAUGGAACCCAACCUAUGGCUCCUGGUUUACAGAGAAACCUGCCAAAAAGAACAAUCCUCCCGUCAAGAAGGAGCAACUUGAGCGAGGCAGCUCGGGUCGUGAAGGGAACGAUCCUGUUCCCCCCAGCGUGGCGACCGGGAGGCUGACCGGCGCCUCUCUGCUUUUAGAACCAUCCUCGCUGACGGCCAACAUGAAGGAAGUUCCUCUCUUCAGGCUGCGCCAUUUCCCGUGUGGCACCGUCAACUACGGCUACCAGCAGCAAGGCCUGCCCCUGGAGACCGCCAUGGUUCCCGGAAGUGGCCCCGGAAGUGGCCCCUAUGAGGAUGCCAUGCUGAAACUCCAGCCGGGGCCCUGAGCUGGGGCCUCCCUGCUCCUUCUGGGGAGCCCCAACCCGGCGGAGGAGGGCAGGUCUCUGCCCCUCCGCAAAACCAGAGACCUCACGUCACUCUUCAUUGCGUGCCAACUCGUUUGGAAGUGCCACAUCCAAAGCUGUGCUUUCACAAUGCCAUUUUGAGAGAUUCUGAGCAUGGGUUCUCUGGUCUUUCAAAGAAGAGAACGUCCUCACAGAGGAGGGGUAAAUGCGGGGCCCAGAGGUGGUUGUAAGGGUCUGGGGUGUGGUUGGUGCACACACCCUCAGGCCUCGUUCAGUUGUGUGUGUCCUGCUCCAGGGCAGUCAGCCCCUUAUGCGUUUCGUCAUGGGAAUCUUAGCCAUCUUCUUACCUUGUGAUGUAGGCCUCGGCCACUUAAGGGGGAAGAGAGUAAAUAUGAAGGAGUUAUUUGUAUGAGCCAGCAGGAGAGGGAGGGGAAAGCCAUUCUUCAGCUGGAAAAGAAAAGGCAGAGACAACUAACUGAAAUGUGACUGAGAUGCUUUUGAUUUUCCCAGUCACCACGAUUGUAAAAAUAUGGUGGAGUAUUAUGGUAGUGUAGAGAAACUGUGUGUUGCUUGUCUAAAGGAGACAGACUUUUACAGUGUUCUGAGUAUGCUAAAAUACCUGUUAGAUCCAGAGAUUCAAACAUUCUGUAAUAUACCUCAUGCCUUAAGAAAACCCUCCUGCUAAAAGUGAGCAAGAAAGUAUGAGGUUUCCUACUGGAUCGAAAACACUGAAGUUUGGAUUAUCACUUAUUUACGAACUUUUCACUGAUUAAAUGAACUCUGGUCAUUAAAAACAAAGAUUUUAAGCAGUAGUGAUUAUGUAGAAACAUCGUACACGGGUGGGUCAGUCUGCCCUAGAUGAGAAUCUUCUAACAAUUUCUAUCAUGAAAACUACCACAGUGAAGAAGGUUCUGUUCAUCAGGAUGAGCGAGCCAGGGGGUAAUGGGUCCUCCAGUAUCCCUGAGAGGUACCAAUGUGCUAUCCUUGUUCCAGUGCCAUCGGAGUUUCCUCUCUCUGGGACAUGUGAUCCCAGCUCACACAGGAACACAAGUUUGCCGAAGCAUACAAACAGCAUAACCUGUACAGCUAUCAGAUGUGGACUGAAAGGGGGAUUUUCCUGAGUGGCUAUGCACAAAGGAACUUAAGAGACGUGCUGGCUGAAGGUGAAACUGACAUGUUGCCGUGGUAGUUCUGACCCUGGUUUUCACAGAUGAAGUUCUUUCCAGGAAGGCAGUUGGGAACCUGUUAAAAUAUGCAUGCACACAUAUGCAGUCACUGCUUACAUUAGUAGUAGGUGUCACUUCAUUCUCUUUCUGCUUCCCCUCCAUUUUCAUGCCCUGUUUCUUUUCUGACACUGGUUGUGCCAAAGCAUCACUUUGAGAGGACAGCAUUUUUUAUAUUCUUGCUAGCACUAGACAUUCCCAAGCAAGAGGACUGUGUAUAUAUAAACAUAUGUAAGCACCUCAAUUUUACCUACACAAAAAGCAUCAUGAUGGAUGUGGGAAAGCCAUCCUGUUCUAAGCCAGUAUUAGACAAGUGUUCAUUUCUCCUGAGGCACCUGCCUCGCUCCACUUGGUAGUUCUGUGUAUCUGUAGUAAUGCCAAUAUUCUGUACUCCACUUUUCCUUAUCCUCUUAACUGCCAGAUAUAUUUUCAUCAAACAUACAUGAAGAUAAAAUAUCAGUGACCUAACUCAUUGCUAAAUAAACUCAUCAGUAAAGUUUUGGCUCAUCCCAGGCACAAAGAUGAAUAUUAUGUAACUAUGUAAACAUGAAUGCGACACACGUGCCGCACGUCUAGAGGAGCCCAAGCAUCACACUUUGAGAAACACUCUUCUGAAGGAUAACCACAGGAGCUGUCAGAGAUUGAGAAUAAUUUUCACUUUCUAUAUGUAACACUAGUGACCACUUAAACAGGGAGCAUGCUACGUGGUUCAACAAUCAACUGUAUUGUUAUCAGUGGGGGACAGCCUCGUCUCUUUGUCUUCUGAAAAACUGCAAGCCCAUUACAUUUUCAGGUUGUGCCUUACUACUGCUAAGAUUGGUUCAUUUUCUCUAGUUGUCUUUAUUGGUAUCACUUCUCAUGUAAAUGGUAGUCAAGUCUUAAAAGCCUGUAUCCACAGAUAAGUCAAUAAACAACUUCACCCUGAGAGAUGGUGACCUCAA
This is a messenger RNA of Erinaceus europaeus (western European hedgehog), 7837 nucleotides long. RefSeq names its product ALK receptor tyrosine kinase (gene ALK). Bases 841 to 5655 code for a protein of 1604 amino acids. Gene Ontology annotation, molecular function: protein binding; transmembrane receptor protein tyrosine kinase activity; ATP binding. Lineage: Eukaryota; Metazoa; Chordata; Mammalia; Eulipotyphla; Erinaceidae. Gene Ontology annotation, biological process: regulation of neuron differentiation; cell surface receptor protein tyrosine kinase signaling pathway; regulation of cell population proliferation. The transcript is spliced from 29 exons. Gene Ontology annotation, cellular component: membrane; signaling receptor complex. The record is from RefSeq and is a predicted model, not a curated record.